AACGCACGGACUGGUUUCCGGUAAGCGCUUCCGGAGUCAGUAGCAUCUGCAGUCGGUGCAUGUGUUUUGGAUGUGUAUUAAGGUUACAUGUAGAUAAGUCGCUGAUAUAAACCACAACACACAAAACAGUGUGUGUGUGAUUUGGUUAGAUACAAACAAAGAGGUUGAGCCAUGAAUUCUCUCUUUCGAAAGUUUCAGGUGCCUCUUAUACGGCAGGUGUUUGCAUUAAAUCAAGCACUCACACCAUGCCGGGCCACACCGUCCAUCCAGAAUCCUGUAUGGGCUACAGCUUCUGUGAACGAAAGACAACACCGCGACAUGCCGACCCAUAAGAUCGGGAGCUGGAGAUUCCUUUUCAGAAAGAGAGUGCACAGAAAAAAGAAAGACAGGUAUAAGAUGAGACCAGUCUGUCCAGCAUCAACUACAGCGUACGGGACUCUGAACGUGAUGGUGUCGGGUCACGACAUGACGGUGGUGGAACGCUACACUGAGUACAUCCACAACCUGUGCAACCGGCUCAGCAUCAGGGUGUCACUGUGCUAUGCUUUGCCAACCAAGACCACAGAGAUCAUGCUAAUGCAAGAGCAGGGCACCAAGAUGUACGUCGACUCUAUCCUAAAGACUCACGAGCGAGUCGUCCAGUUGAGGAAACUGGACACCACACUUUGUCCCGUCUUCAUGGAGGUUAUUUUAAAGAAUCAACCAGAGGGAGUUCAACUUUCUGUAAAGGAGCACACAGAGGCUCAUUACAAAGCACGGUUCAAGGCACGUCCAGAGCUGGAGGAGCUGAUGGCGAAAAUAAACCAAUAAGACCUGUGACAUUCUCGAGUUUGACCUUCCUGAUUUCCACAACUGCACACGACAUGGAUGUUACAUGUCGUUAACGAGUAAUAUCUGUUUUUGUUUAUUUAUUCCCUGGCGUUCCUCAGUUGAAUGCUGUUAGGAUGAUCAUUUGCAUUGAAAUACCUGUGCACAUUUACAUUUGACUUUUUGUGUGACCUCUGGAAAAUAAAACCCAUCCUGUUCUUUUCCAAGUUAA
Messenger RNA from Lates calcarifer (barramundi perch), 1039 nucleotides. RefSeq names its product 39S ribosomal protein L48, mitochondrial. The record is from RefSeq and is a predicted model, not a curated record. The transcript has 8 exons. Gene Ontology annotation, cellular component: mitochondrial ribosome. NCBI's taxonomy places the organism in Eukaryota, Metazoa, Chordata, Actinopteri, Centropomidae. Bases 172 to 810 code for a protein of 212 amino acids.